UCUGCAUCUUUGGUCGCUGUGAUCCGCCUGAAUAGCAGACCACACCUCAUCACUCGGUCACUUCAUUUCUGGAUAUUCUUAUUUGUUCCCUGCCGGAAGACCUACGCCCUCGACUUCGAGACCAAGUCAUUUACGGGUGUAUACCCUCAAUCUCCACUCUUCCACCUCUCUCCAGCUUCUUUUCAGGUCAAUUGGCUGCAUCUCCCCACCAUGCUGUACCGCAACGUCGCCGCCCGCUCCGCGCUCCGCGCUAUCUCGAGCUCCAAUGCCUUCGUGGCUCGCUCCGCUCUGGGCCACCAGAUCUGCAAGGCCCAGAUGACCUCGUCCGCCCGCAAUGUGAUCCGUAGCUCCUCUCCGCGCUUCGCGCUUACCGCUCACAAGCCCGUUACCACCGCUCUUGUGCGCUACUCGUCUACUUCGGCCAAGGAAGAGGAAGAUAUUGAUGUUAUGGCGGGUAUGCGAUCCGAGGCGAAAGUCAUCAAGGAGACCUUCAGCUUGACCCAGGUCCCCAAGGAGGCCCUUUACCUCGGUAUGGCUGGUGUUGUGCCCUACCUGGCCACCUCCCUGCAGACCGUCUUCCUCUCCUACGAGAUCAACCGCGCUGCUGCCCUUGGUGAUGGUCUGAUCUUCUCUGGUCAGUCUGCUGAGCUCAUGCUGCACAUGCUGGAGCCCAUCCAGGUCGGCUACGGUGCCGUUAUUCUCUCCUUCCUCGGUGCCGUCCACUGGGGUCUUGAGUGGGCUGGCUACGGCGGCAAGUUCGGCUACCGCCGUUACGCCGCUGGUGUGAUCGCCCCCGCUGUCGCCUGGCCUACUCUGCUCUUCCCCGUCGAGUACGCCCUGAUCAGCCAGUUCCUCGCUUUCACCUUCCUCUACUACAACGAUGCUCGCGCCGCUGCCGCUGGCCGCGCUCCCCACUGGUACGGCAUGUACCGUUUCGUCCUGACCUUCGUUGUCGGUGCCUCCAUCGUUGCUACCUUGAUCGGCCGUGAGCAGAUUCAGCAGACCCUUACCUCUGAGCACAGCAUCAAGGACAAGAUCAACGCUCUGAUCUUCUUGCAGAAGAAGGAGAAGGAGGAGGCCGAUGCCCGCCGUCGCAGCGAGCUCGAGGAGGAGACCGACUAA
Molecule: messenger RNA, 1122 nt
Organism: Penicillium bovifimosum
Lineage: Eukaryota; Fungi; Ascomycota; Eurotiomycetes; Eurotiales; Aspergillaceae
Product: DUF3429 domain-containing protein
Exons: 5
Source: RefSeq, a predicted model, not a curated record